Adineta steineri is the source of this 2190-nucleotide messenger RNA. The record is from the annotation of a GenBank genome assembly. Lineage: Eukaryota; Metazoa; Rotifera; Eurotatoria; Adinetida; Adinetidae.
AUGUCGGAUGAAAUUGAGAAUGAUACUAUCAUUAUAAAUGAAGAAAAAUCUCUUAAGAAUAUUAGUCAACAGAAACGUCGUGUACAUUUUCCAACUGAUGAAUCUCAAUUACGUAUGAUAUCAAUUGCACCUGAACCAUUAGCAAAUCAACCAUUAUCAUCGCUUGGUGUUAUUAUCCAACGUUAUCGUGCUGCAUGUCAACGUUUACAAAUACGUCCAUUAAAUUGUUUAUUGGAACAAUUAAAUACAAUAGAUGAUAAACGAAAAUCAUUUUUCGAUCGUCUUGAUUGUUUAAAAGUUGUUAAUGAAAGAUUAGAUUUAAAACAUCUAGAUGCUAUUGAAGAAAUUUUAUCACGUUGUCGAUUUUAUCUAUUAGAUUUUGAUUCAUCAUUUACAGAUGAUACAACAUUGACACAAUUUUUUGAUAUUAUUGAAUAUUAUGAAUCGUGUACACAUUUAAAUCUAUCAAAUAAUCGUUCAAUUAAUUUUCAAGGUUAUCAAGCAUUAACGCGAUAUUUAAGAAAAACACGUUAUUUAGAAAGACUUGAUAUGAAUUAUAUACGUUUUGACGAUACAAGUAUGUUAGGUUUUGGACGUUCAAUACGUAUGUCAUCAACAUUAUAUGAAUUACAUAUGGAAUCAUGUCAAUUAAGUGGAAAAAUUUUGCAAAAAUUUAUACAAAAUAUACGUUCAUGUUCUUGUUUACGUGAACUUUAUCUUUGUGAUAAUCGUCUUCAAGUGCAAGAUUCCGUACUGAUAAAUGAAUUGAUACGAUCAUGCGGUCAAUUUCUUCAUUUACUUGAUCUACGUUCUAAUUCAUUACAAGAUAAUGGUAUGUCUCAUAUUGCUUCACAAUUAAGUCAAUAUGAUGAACAUCAUACACAUCAAAAUUCCAUCUAUAAAAUAAGUUUUCAAUCAAAUCAAUUAACACAUCAAGGUAUUGGUUUUCUAGCCAAAGCAUUAUUACAUAAUCGAACAAUACGUUCAUUAAAUCUAAGUCAUAAUCAAAUAACAAAUGAAGGUUUAUUUUUAUUACGUGAUGCAUUAUUAACAAAUCGAACAAUAAAUGAAUUAAUUUUAAGAAAUUGUCGUUUAACAGAUCAAGCUGCUAUUGCUUUAGCUGAAUUUAUUGCUGAAUCAUCUGUUAUACAAUCAAUUGAUUUAAGAGAAAAUAAUAUUCAAGCUAGUGGUAUAUGUGGUAUGGCAAUCGCAAUGAAAAAUAAUAAAUCAUUAUUAAAACUUGAAUUUGAUCCAAUUAAUUCAACUUUAAAUUCACAAUUAAAUAAUAAUAUUGAUCGAACAACAACUACACAUACAAAUAGUUUACUUUCAUUAUCAAAUCUUCGAAAAAUGACAGUUGGUUUUGGAGGUUUUGCAAGUAAUUCAUCGAAUAAUUCAAAUGAAGGAAAUAUUAAUAACACAAGGGAAUUACUUGAACAAAAAGCCAAAUGGAUGAAUGAUAUUGAAUGUAUUUGUCAAAGAAAUUUACUUCUUUAUGAAGAUCAAUUACGUCGACAAGAAGAAGAACUAAAAAUCGAUAAUAAUGACAAAGCUAUUGUAAAUGGAAAUGAUCAAGAGGAACAAUCAACUAUUACAACGAAUGGUAUUAUAUUGGAAGAAAAUUUGACAAAUGUGAUUCCAUCAGAAAAUGACUUACCUGUAGAUUCAACAACAAAAACUGAUGAUUCAAUAAUUAUUACUCAAAAUAACAGUGAAGAUACAUCAGUAUCAACGAAUGAGAAUCCACAACCUACAGAUAUUUCAAUGAAUGAUGUUAAUACAGCUGAACAAUCAAUAGUUACAAAUCAGGAUAACGAACAAUCAUUAGAUAAUUUAGUAAAUAAUAAUGAUAAUCUCAUUGAACAAUCAAUAGAUACAUCAACGAAUGAGGAUAAGAAUCAAGAUGAACAAAUAACGGCAAAUAAUGACGAAAUUUUAUCAAAUGGUGAUAAUCAAGAAGAAUUACAAACAAGUAUUAUAGAGCCAACAUUAUCCAAUUCACCUUCACUUUCAGAUUUAACAGAAGAUAAUUUUACCAAUGAUAAUGAUCAAAAAUUACAAAUUCAUCAUUCAGAUAGUCUUUAUUUAUUACGAAAAAAAGCUAACAAUGAAGAUAAUAAUACAAGUGAUGAUGAAUCUCAAAUAUCAUCAAUUAUCGAAACGCAACAACCCAUUACAGAUGGUGUAUAA